AUGGAGCGUCUCGACCAGGCCGUCCUCGGCCGACUAGUUUCGUUUCUGUUUGUAAACGAAGUAGCCAACUUGCGGCUUUUAUCGAAGCGCCUCAAUGAAAGCCUUUUCACAGUCGGCGCCUUCCGCGUGUUGAUGCGUCUGCCUCCGGCUAUGAUUUUCCCAGCCGGUUGGGGUCAAGAGAUCUUAGACGACCUGCAUCGUCGCAAUGAUCGCAACCAGGAGUAUGAAAAAGAAGCCGACUCCUCGGCGCCGCACGCGUACGGGUUGACACGGCGCUCCGAGUGUCUGUCUUCCGUGAAUUCGUCCGAACAUCCUCUUUCGUUCAACUUCCUUGAGACGUUUGUUUCUCUAGCUCCGCCUCUUCCGCAGCUUCAUCACCUGACGCUGCACAUUCCAGAGAGUGUGCGGACCGUGCCGCGCUCCUGGCUGCGGACUUACCACAAGCUGCUGUGCGUGGCUGCCCCCAGUCUCGAAAGUCUGGUUCUAGUCGAAUUAUUUUCUGCCCGCUUAGGUGACAAGCUCACUGAAGGCGAGUGGCCGCCUUUUGGCAGAUUAAACAGCGUGGAAGACGCCGGUUCGGGGAGCGAAGCUGCCGGCGAAGAACCAGAGAGCCCUGGACAUCCACAUGAAACCGAUGCCUCAUCGCUCCGCAGCGAGGUAAGCUCUUCUUCCUCCUCUCCUGGCUUGGACCCGGCCUCCUCCAGUUCUGGAGCUGCCGCGUGUCCUGCGAAAUACACACUUCGGUCAUUUUCUGAGUCGGAGACUGGUGCCGCAGAUGCCCAGGAGCGCCCUGACGAGCCACGCCCGGAGGAGUCGCUGCCGCAGCCGCCGCCCGCGCCAGAAGACGAAGUGCUUCCCUUGUGUGUGUUUCCGCGUCUACGUUCACUGACAGUGCGCAACCGGGGCGAGUGGUCGGGCGACCCUCCGCAGCCGUGUCCUUUCACUUAUCUUUUUCUUGGAGGUCUUCCGCCUUCCUCUUCUGAAUCGUCUGCCUCCCCGUCGAGCGCGGUGGUGAGCGCGCACGCGCAGGUGCAGCCGUUUCCGGUUCUAAAGGAGGUCCAUUUUUUCGAGAUGACCUCUCGAGGUCUGGAAAUUCUGGAGCAGUUCCUUGUCAAGCACAACGUGACAUCCGUGCAACACCUCGGGUUCGGCGCUUGGCACACGUGCACAGUCGCGAAUUUUCUGCUUUUCUUGGCCUCGCAGAACUCUGGAGGGCGGCGGUUGUUCUGCAAUUUGAUGAGUCUUGAAGUCAACGGCGCUGGGUUCAUCUGGACGCCCGACGAGUUUUGGUACUUCUAUGCUGGCCCCAGACACAGUUUUACGCAGAUCUGGCGGGACUACUGCGUGCAGCAUAGAGCAGAAUUCCAAAACAGGGACGAGGGGCAGAGGCGUGCUGUAGAUUUCCGUGGCUACAGUUGGAUAGAAUGCGCAGAUAGUUGGCUAACAGACCUUGAUAACGGGCAAGCCCAAGGCGACAAUGGGGGGGUACGCCACGGUGGCGGACCGGCUACGUCGCAGCUGGAGCUCGUCGACUCGCAAGUUGACCGCGAAUGGGAGAGCGACAUGGAUGAAGUGGAUGAUGGCCUGCUCACUGACGACUUUGACGAUGAUCCAGACGCAGCAAACUAUAUCCGCUUGAUGAAGAGACUGCCGCGGAUUCGGCGAGUUCUCCUGUCUGGGUUUGUCGGCAUCUUUGUGAGCGAAGCAGCAGACGAUCCAGUUCGAUUUUUCGAUGGCAUUUUCCCCCAAGCCGUCGUGGAUGUCCAGGGAGCACUUGUGAUCAGCACGAGCCUCCUGGUAGAAAUCGCUGCGGAGGCCGCGCCACAUACAGACUGGCCCUCGCGGUUGUCCAGCUUCUUGAGUCGAAAGCAGGCAAGACGGGCUCGACCGAGAGGACAGCCAGCGGAGGCCACUGUAAGCAUUGAGACUCCAUCUUCUCAAGAUGACGGCGGUUUCGUCGCAGCUGACGAGGACCAUGCAGGCGACGCCGAGCCCCGCGAUGCCUCCGCGGAGGCACCCCCGAGCAUCGAAGACGCUGCGCGCGGCGGAGACGCAGCUGAUCAGGAUAGUGACAGCGACGGGGGGAGUGAAGGCGAGCCGAUGGGUCGGCUCGCGUGGGCCGCCAAUGAUGGGGCGGGUUUGUCUGAAAGAGGAAGAGCGGAUGUACGGCGGUGGCUGGCCUCGGGUUUAGUGGAAGAUUUAUACAUCUAUUUUGACCCGACUGAGUCUGAGUCCGUGCACCUGGACAUCAGUGCGUUUCAUCGGAUGUGUGUGGCGGCGUACUUCCCAUAUCUGGGGCUAGAGCAUCCCGUGGGGGGUCGUGAAGCGGGCCAGGACUGGGGUCUGCCCUUUUUAACCGUGCGUCAUCAGGUUGAGUGGGGAUCUCAGUACGUUCAGGAUUUCCUAGACAUUGCUACCACGUUCCGUCAUGCAAUCCUUAGCCUGGAUCACCUAUUUUGGAUAGAUCGGGACGACGGGGACGAGAGUGAGUCUCCGCGGGAGAGCUCCCAGCAGUCAGAUAAGAAUCAUGUCGCGGAGGCGGCCAGCAUUGUGGGCCAUCCACGAGAAUCUGCUUCACUCCAGGAGGCCAGCGACGCGGGUGUUGCAGAUGCGGUGUAUGGCGAGAGUGGAAACACUCGGGACUCGGGCGACCCGGUAGAGAUACCUGGAUCAAGCGCGCGAAGCCGGAGUUCGGUUACAGUCGCUGGCACCCGUGAAAACGCCACUUUCCCUUCGUUGCCAUCUGGGGGCUCGCCUAAUGCUCUCUCUGCGGUAGUAGGCACGCGCCAAUUGGAGCAGGAGUGUGCCUCCGCGGCUCCCCAGGAUCAAGCGGGCGAGCCUGUAGUGGCCGCGGACUCCCGUCACGGCGCAGUAGAAGCCUUAGAGCGGGAAGCCAAGAAGGAAGAUGGGAAUGAGGCAGACGAACCUGCCGUCCGCCUGGCCUCGUUUGAAGCGCUUAUUCCGAACGUUGUGGGGCUCCUUUUGCCAUUGUACUGGACGCAUGGGGGCCAAUGGCCAGCAGGCGAUGUGACGCAGAUUGCAGAAGCAUACAAGGAUCAAGCGCGUGUCCUAUGCAUCAAGAACGCUGUUCCAAGUAUGGGUGGUGACGCGACGGAAGCGGAUCCACUUUCCCUGAUGGCUCGUGACUUUGAAAUUGUCGCACGCAUCUGCAGGGACAUGCUUCGCGUUAUUGAUUAUCGAGUGUAUACUCCUUACUCCUGGAGGGAGGAGCUCGGACUCUAUGACGAGUCGCUGGUUCCAUCGUUUCUCAGGGAAUUUCUGGACCAACACCAGGAAUUCUAUCUGGCAAAGCAACUGGAUGCUCCACCUAUGGCCCACAAGUGUAUUGCUGCCGUCGGAAGAGAAGCGCUCUGCCAACUGCGGGUGUUCAUAUGGAUUAGGAGAGAAGUGUCGUGA
This is a messenger RNA of Besnoitia besnoiti, 3417 nucleotides long. RefSeq lists its product as uncharacterized. The record is from RefSeq and is a predicted model, not a curated record. Lineage: Eukaryota; Apicomplexa; Conoidasida; Eucoccidiorida; Sarcocystidae. The transcript has a single exon. The coding region runs from base 1 to 3417 and encodes 1138 amino acids.